Nematolebias whitei (Rio pearlfish) is the source of this 5438-nucleotide messenger RNA. Its product is annotated as tight junction protein ZO-1. Gene Ontology annotation, cellular component: plasma membrane; bicellular tight junction. Gene Ontology annotation, molecular function: cell adhesion molecule binding. The record is from RefSeq and is a predicted model, not a curated record. NCBI's taxonomy places the organism in Eukaryota, Metazoa, Chordata, Actinopteri, Cyprinodontiformes, Rivulidae. Gene Ontology annotation, biological process: protein localization to cell-cell junction; cell-cell adhesion; positive regulation of blood-brain barrier permeability.
UCAGCUCCUCUGGGACCGUGCCCCCCCCUCCUGUCAGCCCACCUCCCGGCGUGAAAAAUGGCGCUUUGGGUGCGGAAGACGCGAGCGGAAAACGGCGGUCGGCUGGAUGCGCGCUCACCUGUGCUGCCUCCGUGGCGCGCGGACUCCUAGAAGAAGCGGGAGACAGGAGGACACCAUGAAGUACCAGAAAUACAUAACGGUGAUGCAGAUGGCCAUGGGGGUGACCGCGUCCAACAAAGACUGCCUCCCCACCAAGAGACAGCUGUGGGUGACCCCUUCAGAUGGGGAUACCUCCCCCGCAGACGCCCCCGGCUGCUCUGACAGGACCGCUGGUGCUACUGGUGGCACUGGUGCUACAGCUUUGCCUGCCACCUCCACUCUCUCGUUGCCUACGAGCCAAGGUAAACCUUCCCUGCGUCGCAUCAAAGGUCGAAUGCAUCGAAGCAAGAGCCUGGACAGCCUGGACCUGCUCGACUCCAACAGUGCAGCUGUGGAGGAAGCGGUGAUAUGGGAACAGCACACGGUGACCCUUCACAGGGCUGCUGGAUUUGGGUUUGGCAUUGCCAUCUCGGGUGGGAGAGACAACCCUCAUUUCCAGAGUGGAGAGACGUCCAUUGUGAUAUCUGAUGUGUUGAAAGGAGGUCCUGCAGAAGAUCAACUACAAGAAAAUGAUCGUGUUGUUAUGGUCAAUGGCGUUUCAAUGGACAACGUGGACCAUUCGUAUGCUGUUCAGCAACUUCGCAAGAGUGGCAAAAAUGCAAAGAUUACUAUUCGUCGAAAAAGGAAAGUGCAAAUCCCAGUUUCGAAGCCAGGCGACAGAGAGACGAUGUCUGAGCACGAGGAAGAGUACAGCGACGACGAUGGUUCUGAACAACGCAGGGGCCGCGCUGGCCAAAGUGCCCAUGGAGGUGCGAGCGGAGGCACCGGCAGACGGCAGGACCGCGAGCGCAGCGGCAGCGGGAAGCGGGAUCACAGUGCCUCGCGUGAGAGGAGCAUCUCACCGCGAUCCGAUCACCAUUCACAAGUUUCAUCUGCUCCACCCAAGCCUUCCAAGGUCACCCUCGUCAAGUCUCGCAAAAAUGAAGAAUAUGGCCUGCGGCUGGCCAGCCACAUCUUUGUGAAAGACAUUUCUCCAGAGAGCCUUGCUGCCAGAGAUGGAAACAUCCGGGAGGGAGAUGUUGUGCUUAAGAUCAAUGGCACCGUUACAGAGAACCUGUCACUGGUAGAUGCCAAGAAGCUGAUUGAGAGGUCAAAGGGUAAGCUGAAGAUGGUGGUGCAGCGGGAUGAAAGAGCCACACUGCUCAACAUUCCUGACCUUGAUGAUAGCAUCCCAUCAGGCAAUAACUCAGAAAGAGAUGACAUUUCAGAGAUACAUUCACUGACAUCAGAGCAUUCCAACCCUUCCCACGGGAGAGGCCGAUCACGUUCACCCAACAGGACAGAAGCAGCGGCCCACCUCCGCAGCUCACCUCGGCAGAUGAGCAACGGCAGCCAUCGAAGUCGAGACGAGGAUCGCAUUUCCAAACCAGGAGGCAUGUCCACGCCGGUCAAAAGCUUUGAUGAUGGCGUCUUGUCUCAGGCCAGUGACCAGGCCAGCUCCAGAGACGACAAGCAGUUGCCUCCGCUGCCUGAACCGAAGCCGGUUUAUGCGCAGCCUGGUCAGCCUGACGUGGACCUGCCCGUCAGCCCGUCUGAUGCUCCUGUUCCCAGUGCCGCUCACGAUGACAGCAUUCUUAGGCCGAGUAUGAAGCUGGUCAAGUUCAAGAAGGGAGAGAGCGUGGGUUUGCGGCUAGCAGGAGGGAACGACGUGGGAAUAUUUGUGGCGGGAGUUUUGGAGGACAGUCCAGCUGCCAGGGAGGGGCUGGAGGAGGGGGACCAGAUUCUCAGGGUGAAUAACGUGGACUUUGCAAACAUCAUCAGAGAAGAGGCCGUGUUGUUUCUGUUGGAUCUCCCUAAAGGAGACAUCGUUGACAUUCUGGCCCAGCAGAAAAAAGACGUGUACCGGAGGAUCGUUGAGUCGGACGUAGGAGACUCCUUUUACAUUCGGACACACUUUGAAUAUGAAAAGGAAUCUCCGUACGGACUGAGCUUCAACAAGGGCGAGGUGUUCCGCGUAGUGGACACGCUUUACAACGGCAAACUGGGAUCCUGGCUCGCCAUUCGCAUUGGCAAGAACCACCAGGAAGUGGAAAGAGGCAUCAUCCCCAACAAGAACAGAGCUGAGCAGCUGUCCAGCGUGCAGUACACCCUUCCUAAAACACCGGGGGGCGACAGAGCCGACUUCUGGAGAUUCAGAGGUUUGAGAAGCUCCAAAAGGAAUUUGCGUAAAAGCAGGGAGGACCUGUCAGCCCAGCCGGUUCAGACCAAGUUCCCCGCCUAUGAGAGGGUUGUGCUGCGGGAAGCCGGCUUCUUGAGGCCGGUGGUCGUCUUUGGGCCCAUCGCUGACGUGGCCAGAGAGAAGUUAGCCAGAGAGGAGCCGCACGUUUUUGAACUAGCGAAAACACAGCAGCAGCAAGGAGGGGAAAAGAGCGAACCGAGGGACGCAGGAACCGACGUGAAAAGCUCCGGCAUCAUUCGCCUGCACACCAUCAAACAGAUCAUCGACAGAGACAAGCAUGCAGUUCUGGACAUCACCCCUAACGCAGUGGACCGCCUGAACUAUGCUCAGUGGUAUCCCAUUGUGGCGUUUCUCAACCCAGACAGCAAGCAGGGUGUGAAGAACAUGAGGACCAGGCUCUGCCCUGAGUCUAGGAAGAGCGCGAGGAAGCUUUAUGAACGAGCCCUCAAGUUGAGGAAGAACAACGUCCACCUCUUUACCACGACCAUCAACUUGAACAGCAUGAACGAUGGUUGGUUUGGAGCCCUGAAGGAGUUGAUCCAGCAGCAGCAGAACCAGUUGGUGUGGGUUUCAGAAGGAAAGGCGGACGGCGCAGCUGAGGACGACCUGGACAUCCAUGACGACCGCCUGUCCUACCUGUCGGCACCAGGUAGUGAGUAUUCCAUGUACAGCACUGACAGCCGGCACACCUCCGACUACGAGGACACGGACACAGAGGGAGGAGCCUACACUGACCAAGAGCUGGACGAAACGCUCAACGACGACGUGGGUCCUCCAGCUGAGCUCGCCAUCACCCGCUCUUCUGAACCUGUUCGUGAAGAACCGCCCGUCAUCCAGGAGCCUCCUGGUUAUGCUGGUUUCCAGCACCCAGCGCAGCCGGACCCCUUGAACCGCAUCGACCCAGCUGGGUUCAAGGCACCAGCGCCGCAGCAGAAAGCAGAAGCUGCUGUCACACCUAGCGCCUCCCAGCAGGCAGAGCCCCUGGUUGAGGCAUUUCCCUCCGCUGUGGAUGUUUCAGUAAAAACCGUAGGGGCCCCGGGCCCCGAUGAUGCUCCUGCAGCCCCUUACAGCAAGCCAAGCCCCAGCCACCAGGCUGGCUCCCUCAGGAGGCUCACCCCUGAGCUAGCCCCUAAGAGCAUCACACCAGAACCCCUACAGUCUGGACUGGCCAGUUCAGAACCAAAGAUGUUUCAGAAAGAUCCCUAUAGCGUGGACAACGCAGGGAGAAUGGCAAACAGCACGAAGCCGAUGAACUACAGCCCUCAGCAGCCGUACAGAGAUUAUGACCACCCACCCAGUCGGUAUGACGUGAGCAGCGGUGGGGUCGGUUACACGGAACCAAAGUACCGGAGCAACGAUCACGUCCCGCUCUAUGAAAACAGCGUGCCUCACUACGACCAGCAGCAGUGGAACCCCUACAGCCAGUCACCCCCUGCUGCUAACGCCCAGGCUUAUGAUGGCCGCUCGCCUUACAGUGACGGCCCUGACCCGCAUUACACCCCGCCUCUGCGCUACGACGAGCCCCCGCCUCAGCAGGGGUUUGAUGGGCGGCCUCGUUACGGUAAACCAGCAGGUCAGGGACCUGUCCACUACAGUGACCUCCCACCCCCUCCUCAAGGGUCUGAUCUGCGUUACGAUCAGGAUUCUCACCUGGGCACGUACCCCUCAGCUGCUCGCUCCCCAGAACCCCCCGCCCAGCGACCUGCCUAUAACCAGGGAGCCCCAUCACAGCUGAGGGGCUACAAACCUCAGCAGUACGACCCUUCUCUUGUGAACUUUGAGACCAGCCGUACACCUCCUCCUAAAGCAGAAGCCCCCUCCCCCUCCCCUGGAGAAGCUCCAAAGCCUGCUCCUGUCGGAGAUGAGCGUCAGGAGGAAGAUCCCGCCAUGCGGCCCCAGUCGGUCCUGACGAGGGUCAAGAUGUUUGAGAACAAACGUUCUGUGUCCGUGGACCGAGUCAGAGAUGGAGGGGAUUCAUCUGGGAGCAGGGCUGGAGAGUUACCCCUGAAAUCAGGUGGAGUGAUCCCUAAAGCUAAUUCUCUGAGCAACCUGGAUCAAGAGAAGACCUUAAGAGCUCCAGAGCCUCAGAAGCCACAGUCCAAGGCAGCUGACGACAUCGUUCGCUCCAACCAUUACGAUCCUGAUGAGGAUGAUGAUUACUACAGGAAACAGCUGUCUUACUUUGACAGACUUCAAGCCGGCCCCAACAAGCCCCAAGCACAAACAACCCACAGCUACCCCAGGAUGGAGCCGGUAGAGAAACCAAGUCCAGUGGAGAAAAAAUAUGAACCAGUUCCCCAGGUGACGCCGUCUCUGCCACCAGUCACACUGCCGAAACCAUCUGAAGCCAAACCUCCUGCCAGGGACAGCACUGUCCAGACCAACUUCCUGCCUCACAAGAGUUUCCCUGAGAAGACUCCAGUUAAUGGGACGAGUGAGCAGCUUCCAAAGAUGACCUCCAGCUCUGCAGCGUCUGCUACCUACAACCGCUUCCCCAAGCCCUUCACCACCUCUGCCAAACCUUUUGCACGCAUGUUCGACAGUCCUAAAUUCAACCACAACCUUCUGCCCAGUGACAAAGCUGAGAGUGCUCCUCAGACCCACAGCUCCAGUCCAGUGAAGCCUCAGAACACGGACCACGACAGCGGCGUGGACACUUUCACGCGCACUGUGGAUGAUCGCUCGAAACCCCAGCAGAACAACGUCAACGCUGUGCCCAAGGCCAUCCCUGUGAGCCCCAGUGCCCUGGAAGACGACGAUGAUGAAGACGAGGGUCACACUGUGGUGGCAACAGCUCGUGGAAUCUUCAACUCCAACGGCGGCGUUCUGAGCUCCAUCGAGACGGGUGUGAGCAUCAUUAUCCCGCAGGGGGCCAUCCCUGAAGGAGUGGAGCAGGAGAUUUACUUCAAGGUGUGCCGAGACAACAGCAUCCUGCCGCCGCUCGACAAGGAGAAAGGAGAGACGUUGCUCAGCCCUCUGGUCAUGUGUGGACCUCACGGCCUCAAGUUUUUGAAACCCGUGGAGCUCCGCUUGCCUCACUGUGCGUCUAUGACCCCUGAUGGUUGGUCUUUUGCUCUAAAAUCCUCCGACUCCUCGUCGG